AUGGCGAGCUUCACACUCUCCAGGUCACUCCUCCUUCUCCUUGCUUUACUCUCACUGUUCUCCAGAAUCUCGAUAUCGGAAGCUACAACUCUCUCCUUCUCGUUCACAAGUUCUGAUAAAAAUGCGACCUUUGCGUCCGACGAUGUUGCUCUGUACGGCGAUGCAAAGCUCGUCGACGGUGGAUCUUCGAUUCAGCUGAAUGACUCCGUGAGUCAUGGUGGUGGGCGAGUCAUCUACAAGAAACCCCUUGAGUUCAUCGAGACCAAAACCGAGUAUUCCGCAGGAUUAUCUACUGUCUUCUCUUUCUCUAUGUCUCCUAAUAGUAGUGGGAAACUCGGAUUUGUCGUGUUUCCUGUUAAUGGAACAAUUGAUCAGUCUUUAUUCGAGGUUAUGCUCGAUACUUCUGAUUCGAAUGUCGCGGUGAUUGUCAAUGGUACUACGGUUCUUGAAAAGAUUAGAAAUUUCACGAUUGUAAACUUGGAGGAGGAGAAGAAGAAGAAAGAGGAUUUGUUAUUGUACGUUUUGAUCAAUUACUUAGGUGGUGGCAAGUUCUUAGAAGUCACGUUAAGCAAAUCAGAAAGCUUUGAAUCUGUUGGUGCUCUGGUCUUUUAUCGGAUUGAUUUGUCGGAAUUGUUGAAAGAUGAUGAUGAAUUCAUGGUUGGGCUUGUGUUCUUCGCCAUGAUGCGUAUAUGGGCAGCUUUCAAAAGGAACAGUCUUGUGGUGGUGAUGCCUGAAGAAUGUGGGCUUAAGACAAAGCAGUUUGAGUACGAGAAGAUGGAGAAGAUGGAAGUUGUUAUGAGCAAAGCCGAGGCGAAACAAGAAAGGAAGUGA
Molecule: messenger RNA, 831 nt
Organism: Arabis nemorensis
Lineage: Eukaryota; Viridiplantae; Streptophyta; Magnoliopsida; Brassicales; Brassicaceae
Source: the annotation of a GenBank genome assembly